Messenger RNA from Centropristis striata (black sea bass), 1261 nucleotides. It is a transcript of the gene endouc, whose product is annotated as endonuclease, polyU-specific C. The record is from RefSeq and is a predicted model, not a curated record. Gene Ontology annotation, molecular function: RNA endonuclease activity. Lineage: Eukaryota; Metazoa; Chordata; Actinopteri; Perciformes; Serranidae. The transcript is spliced from 8 exons. Bases 87 to 1028 code for a protein of 313 amino acids.
GGGUGGAGACUUGACUUGACUAAAAGAGACAAGAGAGAACUCUGCUGCAGUCUUCGCUGAAGGAGUGGAAGCUUGCAAGAAGCAUCAUGGCUGCAAGGUUGUGUGGAGUCCUUGCCCUCCUUACUGUGUUUCUCAGUGGACUGAACGCAUCAAGACCAGCUGUAAACCAGGAACUGUCCAACCUUUUCAAUGAGCUGUGGACACUGGAUGUGAAUCGCAUGACGCCUGGGAUAGAUUACACAAUCUCUGUUCAAGGUAGAGCCAACUUUGUGAACCAGGGCAGCCAUGUUGUCCAGGAUCGCGCCUCACAGCCUCUGUUCUCCAAUGUCAACGAAGAAAAACUGAAGAACAUGACCACCUUCUCCCUGUUAAUGAAACUCCUGGACAACUAUGAGGUCUCCACAGGUGUGGCUGAACGAGUCACAACAGAGGAGCUGACUGAGAUUAAUCUCUUCCUGGAUGCCGUCUUACAGACAGCAGUCAUGAAGCGGGCUCAUAAGUACCUGGUGAGCAAAAGACAGUCCAGCCAGGACCUGAGGGUCUUCAAGAACCAGCUGCGUUUGAUCUGGUUCCACCUCUACCACAGACAGAGAAAUGCCGGCCUGGACUCAUGCGGAUUCGAGCAUGUGUUUGUUGGAGAGACAAAAUCUGGAACAGAAAUCAUUGGUUUUCAUAACUGGGUCCAGUUCUACCUGCAAGAAAAUAGCACAAACUUGGACUACAAAGGAUACAAAGCCAGGAUCCAGGACUUACCCGAUCAAGACGACCACGUUCUGAACCUCCAGUUCAGCUGGCACGGUCUGGUGAAGCCCGUUGGCAGCGCCUUCAUCGGGACCAGCCCUGAGUUUGAGAUGGCGAUCUUCACCAUCGUGUUCCUCAUGAACACUGAGAGGAGCACCACGGUGCUGGUCAACAUCGACCAGUGUCAGAUGGAGCUGGUGGUCAUCAGACACGGACGCUCCCUCGGGACGGCGUACCCCAAACUGCUGAGCAGCAACAGCAGACACAUCAGGCAGCACUCACACUGAUGUGGAGCAGCUUUCAUACAAAGUGAUACUCACACACUUAUAAUGUUCAUGCCCAAGAAUCAAAUGCACUGUAGUUUGGUUAAAAGGGCAUGUGGGUCAUUUUUUAUCAAAACUGUAAACAAGGUUAAUUUGUCAUAAAAAGCUACUUCAAUAAAAGUUAUUAAUGCUUUUUUAAUACACAUAUUUGUUGUGUUUAUGAAAUGUGCUCAACAAAUAAAAUGAUUUUCAUUUAA